AUGGCGUCUGAUAGCUACGACUUCGUCAUCAUUGGCGGUGGAGCGGCUGGGCUUGUACUCGCGAACCGCAUCUCGGAAGAUCCCAAUCUUCAGGUGCUGGUCAUAGAAGCCGGGGCUGAUCAGAAGGAUGAUCCACGAGUCAACAUUCCCGGCAUGUGGUCUGCUUUGAUCAAGACUACUUCGGACUGGGCCUUCAACACAAACCCACAGGAAUCUCUUGGUGGCCGCAAAUUGCUGUCUUCCCAGGGUCGAGCUCUCGGCGGCAGUACUGCCAUGAAUGGGCUCAUGUUCACACCAGUCCCUGAAUCUAAUGUUGAAGGGUGGGCACGCUUGGGCAAUCCUGGAUGGGAGUGGGCGAAAUUCUCGCAAUCGAUGAGUAAGGCCUAUGUGCUGACUGACGACACAUCCGAGGAAAAUGACACAACUGGUACACUCACAGUGUCUUUUCCUGACCAAUCCAAUAAUGGGUGGCUGAACAUUUGGAAAGACACUCUUAACGGGCUUGGCAUUUCAGUUUCUAGUGAUAUAUUCACGGGAAAAGGGAAUGGUCUCAUUGUCACACCUGAAAACAUCCAGCCGAGAACCAAAAAACGAAGCUAUGCGCAGAGUGCAUUUUUAUCACCUGUGCUCAACCGAAGCAACUUGGCUAUUCUGACUGAGGCAGUAGUUGAAAAGAUCAACUGGAAUCGGUCAGAUCCCACCAAAGCCAGAGCAGAGAGCGUUCAGUACGUAAAGGAUGGUGAAAGAAGUAAUGUCGCUGUCAGAAAAGAGGUCGUGCUCGCGGCCGGUGCCUUCAAUUCUCACAGACUGCUCGAGCUUUCUGGCAUUGGGUCAGCAGAGCUGCUGCGGGAGAUGGUCAUUGAUGUGGUUGUAGACAACCCGGGCGUCGGUGAGAACCUACAAAACCAUCUCACAGUUUCCGUGAGCUUCGAAGUCAAAGAUGGAUCGCAGACGCUAGAUGCGCUCGUUCGUCAGGAGCCUGCUGCUCUUGCUGCUGCGAUGGAGGCUUACGGAAAGGGAGCCGGACCUUUGGCAACCAGUGGGACUUCUGUUACAGCACAUUUGCCCUUCCCCGGAAUUCAAACGGAUGAAGGCAAAAAGGACUUGGAGCAGAUCAUUGCCCAAACCUUUGAUGCCAAGGUCGGAGGGAGUAAGUCGAGCGCGAUUUUCGAUCAGGCGAAUAAAGACUUUGUGCGCUCCGUACUGUCCUCUCCCGAUGAGGCGUCAGGUUACUAUAUUUUCUUUCCAGGUUGGGGAGCAUUUAAUCCCAACGGAUCGAUGGCUACAGCAGAGGGAUCCAGCAAGUACUUCACCAUUGGCCUCCUCAACACGCACCCGCUCUCACGAGGCUCGACACACAUCAACUCUGUAUCUGCGUCGUCACAUGAGGCUGUAACCAUCGACCCAAAGUACCUCUCUCACCCCCUUGACAUUGGAAUCUUCACGCGAAACUUGCGUUUCUUGGAAACCAUAGUCGGAGCUGAGCCGCUUUCAUCUCAGCUCAAGCCAGGCGGAAAACGAAAUCCUUUGGCGCCACUCGAUGGAGGCUUUUCAGAUCCUGACAAGGCUAAAGAGUACGCGAAGAAGCUUGGCUUUGGGUCAAACCACUUCGUCGGUACUUGUUCAAUGAUGCCUCGCGAGAUGGGUGGUGUUGUGGAUCCGGAACUCCGAGUGUACGGCACAGAGAAUCUGCGUAUCUGCGACUCUAGCAUCAUUCCUCUGAUACCACGGGCAAAUCCCCAGGCAGCUGUAUACGGUGUCGCGGAACACGGAGCUUCUAUUAUCAAGUCCAGUACCUAA
This is a messenger RNA of Phaeoacremonium minimum UCRPA7, 1800 nucleotides long. RefSeq names its product putative glucose-methanol-choline oxidoreductase protein. The coding region runs from base 1 to 1800 and encodes 599 amino acids. The record is from RefSeq and is a predicted model, not a curated record. NCBI's taxonomy places the organism in Eukaryota, Fungi, Ascomycota, Sordariomycetes, Togniniales, Togniniaceae. Gene Ontology annotation, molecular function: flavin adenine dinucleotide binding; oxidoreductase activity, acting on CH-OH group of donors. The transcript has 3 exons.